AUGGCGCAUUCAAGUGAAAAAGGAAAGAAUGGCGACUCGGCGGAGAGCCUGCUCAAGGAUCUCGAAGGAAGCAAGACACUCCCUCUCUGGACCCAAAUGACCCGCCUCAACCCUCCAAGUCCCAACCCUGUGGCUGUUCCAUUUCUAUGGAAAUAUCAGGCCAUCAGACCAAACCUCCUACGCGCAGGGAACCUGAUCACCGAAAAGCAGGCGGAACGACGGGUGCUCAUGCUGGUCAACCCAACCAGAGAUGCCCCAUAUACGACAGACACAUUGUAUGCAGGACUGCAACUGGUCAUGCCGAACGAGGUAGCUCCAGCGCACCGACACACGGCGUUUGCAAUGCGCUUUAUUAUAGAAGGCACGGGUGGGUUCACUGCAGUGCAUGGCCGGCGCAUUCAGAUGCAACAGGGCGAUGUGAUCCUGACCCCCACCUGGAACUACCAUGACCAUGGCAAGGACGGCUCUGGGCCCAUGAUUUGGUUGGAUGGAUUAGAUCUUCCGAACUUCCGCCACUUCCCGGUCCACUUUGUCGAGCAUUUCAGUGAGUCACGCUACCCUGCGGAGGAUGUAGAUAGCAGUAUGUCACCGAUAGUCUUCCCCUGGAAGGUGAUGAAAGCAACAUUAGAUGCUGUACCGGGCGAUUGGGUUUCAAAGCGGUACCUACGGUCAGGGGAGCGAGAAGGCGGCUGUGCGGAGAGGCUGAAUGCAGGUUGUUCUUCUCCUCUGCGGCGCGAGACGACAUCUGCAGUUUACCAUGUUGUUGCUGGCAGUGGCUACUCUAUCAUCGGGGAAGAGAAGUUUGAAUGGCAGAAGGGGGACACUUUUUGUGUGCCCUCGUGGUAUAGAUACCAGCACUUUGCUGAAACGGACGAGACUACCUACCUGUACCGCUUUGAUGAUAAGCCCAUGAUUGAAGCGCUGGGAUUCUAUCGCUCGAAGGGCAUGAAUGUGGAAAGCCUUGUAACUGAAUGA
Aspergillus bombycis is the source of this 975-nucleotide messenger RNA. Its product is annotated as cupin domain-containing protein. NCBI's taxonomy places the organism in Eukaryota, Fungi, Ascomycota, Eurotiomycetes, Eurotiales, Aspergillaceae. The record is from RefSeq and is a predicted model, not a curated record. The transcript has 3 exons. The coding region runs from base 1 to 975 and encodes 324 amino acids. Gene Ontology annotation, molecular function: dioxygenase activity.